Messenger RNA from Sander lucioperca (pikeperch), 3715 nucleotides. Its product is annotated as protein phosphatase 1 regulatory subunit 12B-like. The record is from RefSeq and is a predicted model, not a curated record. Gene Ontology annotation, cellular component: Z disc; A band; cytoplasm. Gene Ontology annotation, molecular function: protein kinase binding; phosphatase regulator activity; enzyme inhibitor activity. The transcript has 9 exons. The coding region runs from base 506 to 1096 and encodes 196 amino acids. NCBI's taxonomy places the organism in Eukaryota, Metazoa, Chordata, Actinopteri, Perciformes, Percidae.
GGAAAUGGAGAGAGAGAGUGUGUAUAACUUUGGGAAACAUAGGAAGAGGCAGCAAAGGGAACAAACUUUUCUCUCUUGGCUGCUUCCUUUUGGACUUUUUCACAUUUCAUCAAAAGACCUCAGUGUUGACAGAGCGGAAACAAGGGAGGAUACUUUGUUUGCUUUAGAAGUUAAAGAGUUAUUUCUCUGUUUUUGUGAUCAGCAGAGGUUAAUUUGUUUUGUUGUUCUUAGCAUUUUUAUCAAAUUAUUGCUUCAGUGAGCUUUGAAGAAGGCGUGACCACCUGAAAUCCCUACAAACUCAGCUGCAGCUCUCUCUCUCACACACACACACACACACACAAAUAUACACACACCUGUUUUUGAGGAUUCCCCGGGAGCGCAGUCAUGGGCAUCUGCAUCACUGUUGCUUGAGGGAAUCUGCGCGUCUGUGAGGCUGUUAUCUGGUGGUGGCCCCGGUGAAUGUUACAGUAGAAGUUGACCUGCCAGUCCAGAGAAGAGGGGGGAGAUGUCAACCUACUACCCGCGCACCAAGGACCUGACUCGCACCAGGAAGUCAGUGACAGAUUCACCACCGUCCUCUCCGUCCCCCACAGACAAAAACUACAGACAUGAAAGAUUGUCAAGAUAUGACUCCAGUGGGGAGAGUGUGACAGACAAACCAUUGGGCCGCACCAGCUCUUACACUCGGAGAGAGACGAGGCUGACUGCUCUGAACAGACAGGAGCAAGACUCCACUACCAAAGACUAUAAGAAGAUGUAUGCAGAAGCUUUGCAUGAGAAUGAGAAGCUCAAGUCCAGGUUGCAGGACAGCAAACAGGAACUGGUCAAGAUACGUUCCCAGCUGGAGAAAGUCACUCAGAGGCACGACAGAAUAUCAGAGAGAUCUACAGUACUUGAAUCAGAGAAAAGGGAAAAACAAGCUCUUGAGAAAAGAGUGUCAAACAUGGAAGAUGAGUUAAAGGCUUUCCCUGCUCUGGCUCAGGUCCAGACCUUGCGGAGGGUGAACGAGUGUCUCCUGGCUGAGAAUAGAGCCAUGCUGCGCGUCCUCACCCGCCUCUCUGAAACGGCCUCCAUGCCGGAGACAGAGGACCUCUGACACCAUCUGUCCUCCUUUCUCCCCCUCCUCUCCCUUCCUCAGCCACAUAACUUCUACUCUCCCCUCUUCUUCUGGUGCCUCUACAGCCCCCUCGUCCUCUGCUGUGUUCCUCUCAGAUCUUAACAGAGCUCAAGUCAGACAACCAGAGGCUUAAGGAUGAGAAUGGGGCUCUCAUCCGAGUCAUCAGCAAACUGUCCAAAUGAAAAGAUGUCUGAAGCUCCUGUUCUGUGUCUGUGGAUGCUCCACCCCUGUUGGCAGUUUAAAUAUCCACAAUGUCCAAGUUGUGACUCCUCUCUGAGUUAGGUGAUGGCUGCUUUGCACAAAUAAAUUCCUAUUGGGACUUGUGAAGAUCCAAAGAGAAGUGUUAAGGAGUUUCAGUCAAAUUUCACUGUGUGAUGAUCGAGUUACAACAAUUGUUUCUACGUGAUUAGUAAUCAUAAUUUUGUAAUAUCCAGUGAUGUACAUUAAUAAAAUAGGGACCAGUUGUACUGUUUGAUAACCUUAAAAGGCCCAGUUUGAACAAAUCCAGAGGUUUGCAUGAAGGUACUGUUUCUAAUAAUAUAACCACACAUCACAUGGAGACAUCACGUUUGUUUGCUACAUCACGCACCGCAGAAAAGUAUUAUAAGGAUGUCUUGAUUGUGAAAAAAGAGAGAAGUCAAGGGCCCCAAAUGCCAUUUUGGCAUGGAGAUAUACUGUAUUUUAAAAAAACCUUGUCAUUUCAAUCAGAAUAUAUGACCACACAGGUAAAAUAAGGCCCAGCCAAGCGACAAACAGGUGCUCUGGUUCCAGAAGCAAAAACUAGAUAUUAAUAUAAAUCCACCAAGGCAUCUGAGUAGCAACAACCAUUGAAGCCAGCACAGAAGUGCUGUUAGAUGCAGUUCUUCUAAUGGCAAGUAGAUGUUCGCUCCAGACCAAGAAUGUAUUGAAAUGAAGGAGAAAAUGCUUUUGAUGAUUUUUUAUACAAGAUCAUAUAUAAAACCAAUAAUUUUGAACAUUCUUACUCUAGUAUGAAGACAUUUAGGCUUAAUAAGACACAUUGUUUAGGUUUGUGUUUUAGAUUGGUUUCUAUUUCCAACUGGUUAGAUCAAUUUUUUGUGACAGUGAAAUCUCUAUCAUUUCAAAAAUUCCAUUUUUGUUAACCUAGCAUAUGAUAAUGUCCCCACUGUAUUUGGUAUUUGAAGGGGGCUGUAUGCUAGCCCUGAAUAUGGAUAUAAUAUAUAUGGAAUAUACAUAAUGCACUUUGAGUAUUUGGGCAUCACAGCACUGUAUUAUCUUCAGACUGGUUUCAGUUUCCAUGAUAACAUAAUUCAGCAUUUGCCAGAUUCUGUUCAUCAGUUCUUUGUGUGGUUUUAGUCACAAUUCUUCAUUUUUUGUUUUGCGUGUCCUCUAUAGAGGUUUUUUUAUUCAAUGGCUCAGCUUCAAAACAGCAGAAUGGCUACACAGAGGAGACAGUCUGAGUGUGUGUAAAAGAAAGUGUCCUAUGUUCUGUAAUAGAGAUAUACUGUAUUUAUUUAUUUAUGCACUUUCUUAGUUCUAAUCUUCAUGCUUUGUUUACUCAAUUUUCUUUCAAAGAAAACACACCAAUUGUUUUGGUUGACUUCUUGGUCAUCUUUUUGUUAGGUGAUGAAAAAAGGCAAAUGCCAAAAUCUUGGUAGAUGAACCGUAAAUCACUGCUGACAUUUUAGCCUCCACAAUAUUGUGUGAUUAAUAAUAAUAAAUACAUCUCCACAAUUCAACUUUGGAGGAAUUAAACUGUUGCUUGCACUUUUCAUUAUAUGUUGUGUAGAUUACAUAUAUUUUAAACUUUGUUGUGUGUGUUGAUAUUGUCACGAUAAAUUAUGUUAAAUUAAUUGUUGCCUAACUACACUGAGUUGCCAGUUUAUGAAGUACACCUACCUGGCUACAUCUAGUGCAAUCCAAUACUACAGUACAACCCUGCAAUAAAUCCCAACUUUUUUUGUUCUGGUCAUCUGGUUAUGGAGGCAGUAUUUACUGAUGCUACUCCAUUGUGUUGCAUUAUAUUAAAAUGUUCUUCAAUAUUUGGGUUCCAUAAAAUGUGUGACUUUUUUUUAAUUUAAUGUUAACUAGAUGGUCUACUUAACAUGAGAAAUACUAAUACAAUUAGAAAGAGGCUGCUGCCUUGUAGUGGUUUUUAAUGUGGCUUAUGGGUUGCCAUCACCUUAUAUAUUCCAAAAAGAGUGAAGGUAGAUAAAUGUCAUCUUAUCAUAUUUAAUGUAUGAAACUGCCAGACUCCGCUUGCAUUUAAUAUCCUUUAGCUGUAGAGUUGCUAAAAGUGAUGAAUGGUGUGCCAGAGACAAAAAAGGUUUCGGUAUCUGUCUUCUGUUCACUUUAAUGGAUGAGGUGACCAAAAUCCCCAGGGUUGGAUGUAUUCCUUUAACAAUACGAUGGUUUUGGAGUCCAGUGUUAUCUUUGGUCACAUCCAGUACUCAUGUACUCAAAACUACAAAUAAGAUACAGCUAUUUCUACACAUGCUGUAGCUUUACUGAACUAUAUGCAGUUGAACUAUGUAUUGAAAAUGUUUGUAAUGUGUUGAUAGCUUAAUAUACGCACAUUGGUUUACUCACUUUGCUUAAUAAACUGUAAAGGAAUGGAAA